Molecule: messenger RNA, 976 nt
Organism: Ipomoea nil (Japanese morning glory)
Lineage: Eukaryota; Viridiplantae; Streptophyta; Magnoliopsida; Solanales; Convolvulaceae
Product: basic leucine zipper 8
Exons: 1
Coding region: 69-635 (188 amino acids)
Biological process (GO): regulation of DNA-templated transcription
Molecular function (GO): DNA-binding transcription factor activity
Source: RefSeq, a predicted model, not a curated record
ACAUUCAGACUCGGUCUGUGUUAGUUUCUGCAGAUCAGACCCUGCAAGCAAGCAACCACUAUUCCGCCAUGCAACCCAGCGAUGAGAUUGAGAACACACAAUUCUACACUACUCAUCAUCAUCACCUUCUCCCUUCAAAUCCAAAUCACCAAUACUAUUAUUAUCCUCCGGCCGCCCAUCAUUUCGCCUCAUCAUCAUCAUCAACCAACAACCACCCUCUGCACCAUCAUUAUCUCCACCAGAUGGCGGCUCAACUCCAGGACUUCAACCCCCCAUCUGCGUGUUUCAGCGGCGGGGGCGCGUCAACCUCAGACGAGGCGGAGGAGCAGCAGCAAGUGAUGAGGCGGCAGAGGAGAAUGAUCUCGAACCGGGAAUCGGCGCGGCGGUCGCGCAUGCGGAAGCAGAAGCACCUGGACGAGCUGUGGUCGCAGGUGAAUUGGCUGCGGAACGAGAACCAGCAGCUGCUGGGGAGGCUGAGCCAUGUGGCCGAGAGCCACGAGCAGGUGGUUCAGGAGAACGUUCAGCUCAAGGAGGAAGCUUCCGAGCUUCGUCAAAUGCUCAUCACUACUGGGACCACGCAGAUUAUUAUCAAUGGCGCGGCGGCGCUUACCCCGCCGCCUUCUGAUCGCUGGUAGCUAGCUAGCGUACGUGAAUAAGGAAUUGAUCUGAGUGUAUGUUUUGCAUGCAUGCUCGAUCUGCCUACGAUAGAUUAUGCUUCUGAUCUGCCUAGAUGGAAAAUCUUGAUUUCUGUUUUCAAUUCCCCUACUUCAUAUCUACAAUCUACUUUUCAUGUAGAGCUGUCAAAACAGACUAGCGGGAUAGGACAGACUAGCCCGCUCUUUGACACGCUAUUUUUAAACCCACCCCUAUCUAAGUAGGAGGAGGAGCGGGCUGAUGGACAAAAUCCAUACCUGUUCCACCCCUAUCUAAGUAGGAGGAGGAGUGGGCUGAUGAACAAAAUCCGUUUUGAUGACUC